Oreochromis aureus is the source of this 2364-nucleotide messenger RNA. Its product is annotated as N-acetyltransferase 8-like. The transcript is spliced from 2 exons. The coding region runs from base 371 to 1042 and encodes 223 amino acids. The record is from RefSeq and is a predicted model, not a curated record. Gene Ontology annotation, molecular function: N-acetyltransferase activity. Lineage: Eukaryota; Metazoa; Chordata; Actinopteri; Cichliformes; Cichlidae.
UGCAAACGCGCUACUCCCGCUGAACCAUAAAUUCCGCUUUUGCGAUUUUUGACACUUCCGCGUUGCCUUCGUGUGAUAAUGGCGUGGAUUAGGAAAACUUUCUGCAUGGUUGACUUUGUGUAACAUUUUUCUGUAACAGUAGACAAUGUUUAACACUUUUACAGCUGUGCUUUGAACCGAAUUAUCCCAUCGAAGUAUUAUAUGGGCUUUGAGAGUCAAGCCUUUGUGCUGCUUUUGUGUUUUAUUAACCAGUCUAGAAGUUGAGCUGAUUCACGGUGUUGCUGCGCUUCUUCAUUGUUUCGUGUGUGCUCUUCUCCGUGAAGGAUCAACCUGUGCAAGUUCACUAACGUAAGGCAGAGUUACUUUCGUCAUGCAGCUGGUGAUCCGUCGGUACCGUCCUGCAGACAAGGACACAGUGCUCACCCUCUUCAGUACUGGCAUCUUGGAGCAUAUCCGUCCAUGUUUCUAUAACGCCAUGACCAGUCCCCUUUACCUCACCAUCACCCCGACUCUGUGUGUUGUUGGUUAUCUUCUUGGCUCUGUGUUUGGGGCUGUGCUGUUCCCAGCAGCUUGGGUAGGUCUCAUCUACUACUGCUGUCAUGAAGUAUAUGCCAGUGUCAUCAGGGUGAGACUUCGCACCGACAUGCAGGACAUCCCUGGGAAUUUCCUCAGCAGACCUGAUGACUGUUUCUGGGUGGCUGAGGCCGAGGUUGGAGCGAGAGCCCAGGUUGUUGGUAUGGUGGCUGUGGUAGCUAAACACAGUGGGACAGAAAAGUAUGGGGAAAUGUUCAGAAUGAUCAUUUCCCCACAGUAUAGACGGAUGGGCCUCGGCUUUAGGUUGACUCAGACCGCGGUUGACUUCUGUAAAGAACAGGGCUUCUCCAAGGUGGUGUUGCAGACGACCUCCACCCAAAUGGCAGCCGUGGUUCUGUACAGCAAAGUGGGGUUUAACCGUGUCCAUUCUAAUGUCAAAGGACUGGCAGCUCAUUGGAUCAUUUCACUGGCCAGGGUCACAAUUAUAAGGAUGGAAAAAUACUUGUAAAUCAAAAAUAACAGUAAUUAGCAGUGUAUUUUAUUUUAUUCUCUAUAGUAUUUACAACAUAGUUUUUAAGUAUUUAUUUAUUUUUGUGAAUGUUGCACUGAUCAGAGACAUCUCUCAAUUUCAUUGUACUUGUGACAAUGACAAUAAAGAAUAUUCUAAUCUAUUCUAUUGUUUUCACGCUUUGCUCCUCUUUAACAGUGGUUUAAUAUUUGGCAAUGGUUAAACUUGACUGUAAUCAAAACGUUGUUCAGGUGUGAAUUGACUUAACUGAAAGUAAGGAGCAAGAUGUUGUUACUAAAACCUUCUGGUUUCCUCUUUAUAGAGUACUUUACAUAUUCUCUGACUACACCUUAAGCCCUAAAAAAAUUGUCUGUUACAACAUAAGCCCAAUUAGCAGCUCUAGUCCUGUGAACCAAGAUUCACUAACAGUUAAUCCUUACAUUGUGUACUUUUCAGUGAUGAUUAGAAUAAUUUAAUGUAAUGAGUUGUACUGACCACUUUCAGCUGUAUUCAUUUAAAAAAGAAAGGAAAAAAAAUGUUUCACAAUCUCUGUGUUCAUUCGUCAUCCUUGUUAUGUGAGAAGGAAGGUCUGAUGUACUUUCUACUACUAAUUCUACUAAUUGCCAAGAUUUGGAGAAACGUUUUAAAAUGUCAUAACUGAGAUACAGUACACACAACAUAUUGUAAGCACAUGAUACAAAGUAUGUAAAAAUGUUGUAUGUCGUAAUAAUAUUAAUAAUAAAAACAUUAACUUUUAAAAGGUAAAUGUAGAGAAUUUAUAUGCAUUAGAGUGGACUUAAAAUUCUGAUUAAACUAUUUGAUUGUUUUACACCUUUUUUCCUUGAUGUAAUCAGAAUAACUGAGAUAUUUGCUUAUGAAAUGAAGACAUGAUUAUUAAGACUGAUAAUGUUGAAAAUUAAAUCACAAAUCUAAAUUCAGUAUGUUGUGCCCCAGCCUGUACUGUAGAUGUGAAUGUGAACAGCAGAGGGCACUAUUGAUCUAAGUAACACUGAAGCUCUUUUGAUGAAAAUCAGUAUUUUCUGAUAUUGUACUGUAUUUACUUCUUUUUAUACCAGAAAGUAGGAGUUUAAAAUAUGUGUGCACCAACAACAGUGCUGGGAAGUAAAUACAGUACAUUUUCUAAUAUGCUUUGUGAACUCAAGUUUUACAUCUAGAAUAUGUUGUGAUAGACUGUGACGCAGAAUAUGAAACCAUAACAGAUGACCUAGUGCACAACUUUUCAUGGGUAAUGGUAGUAGUUUGAAACUCACUGACUGCUGUAGAUGGUGUUCAUUAAAACUUCCAACAUUUUAAAAAUUCUA